CCAAAAAAAAAAAAAAUGAUGAAAAAUUGAACUGAAAACCACAGAGAUUCAUCGUCUCGAUCGAUCCUCACUGUAACUCCGCCAUAUUGGCACCUCUCUCUGAGAUUCAUCGUUGCGAUCGAUCUUCACUGUAACUCCGCCAUAUUGGCACCUCUCCCCCCCCCCCCCCCCCCCCUCUGUGAAUUUCAAUUCAGUUAUGGCGGAGUUCCAGGACCUGGAGGCACAGGACGCCGUGCGAAUGCCGUGGAACGUGCUUCCGGGCACGAAGCAAGAGUCCUCCGCCACCUCCGUCGUCCCAAUCGCUGCCGUCUACACACCGCUGAAGCCCUUCCCGUCGAUGCCCCUCCUCCCCUACUCCCCCCUCCGCUGCCGGACCUGCCGAUCGGUCCUCAACCCCUUCGCCAUCGUAGACUUCGCCGCCAAGAUCUGGAUCUGCCCCUUCUGCCUCCACCGCAACCACUUCCCUCCCCACUACCAUUCCAUCUCCGACUUGAAUCUCCCCGCUGAACUCUUCCCCCAGUACACCACCAUCGAGUACGAAUCCACUCCCGAAAAGCCCUCCGUCCCGCUGGUUUUCCUCUUCGUCGUCGAUACCUGUAUGAUCGAGGAGGAAAUAGCGUUUCUGAAAUCCGCGCUUUCCCAGGCAGUGGGCCUUCUGCCGGAGAAUUCGCUCGUUGGCUUGAUCACGUUCGGCACCUACGUGUAUGUCCACGAACUGGGAAACGGUUUGAUUCCUAAGGUGUAUGUGUUCAAGGGGUCCAGGGAGGUGACCAAGGAUCAGGUUCUGGAGCAGAUGGGAUUUUUCGCCAAGCGGCCGAGGCCGGCCACCGGGGUGAUUGCCGGCGUGAGGGAUGGGCUUUCGCAGGAGAGCAUUGGCCGGUUCUUGGUGUCUGCAUCCGAGGGCGAGUUUGCAAUCAAUACGGUAUUGGAGGAGCUUCAAAAAGAUCCAUGGCCUGUCCCGACAGAUCAAAGGGCAACGAGAUGUACUGGCACAGCAUUGAAUGUGGCUGCACAUUUGUUAGGAGCAUGUGUUCCAGGUUGUGGGGCUAGGAUCAUGGCUUUUAUUGGAGGGCCUUCAACAGAAGGGUUGGGUGCUAUUGUGUCAAAAACUUUAUCUGAGCCUAUACGCUCUCACAAGGACCUUGAUAAAGAUUCUGCUCCCUAUUAUCAUAAAGCUGUGAAGUUCUAUGAAGGACUUGCAAAGCAGCUUGUACAUCAAGGGCAUGUCCUUGACCUCUUUGCUUGUGCACUUGAUCAGGUUGGGGUUGCUGAGCUUAAAGUAGCAGUUGAAAGAACUGGAGGACUUGUUGCCCUUGCAGAAAGUUUUGGCCAUUCAGUUUUCAAGGAUUCUCUCAAACGUGUUUUCCAAUCUGGUGACUAUGAUCUCGGUCUAUCAUCAAGUGGUAUAUUUGAGGUCAACUGUUCAAAGGAUAUCAGAAUUCAGGGCAUUCUUGGUCCUUGUGCAUCUCUUGAUAAGAAAGGUCCUAUAUGCUCUGAAAUUGUUAUUGGUCAGGGAAAUACCACUGCAUGGAAGAUGUGCGGCCUUGACAAGGCAACAUCCCUGUGCCUUUUAUUUGAAGUUGUGAAGAAGGACAGCCCAGAAACUAUUGUUCAAUCAGCCAACAAUCAAUUCUACUUUCAAUUUUUAACUUAUUAUCAACAUACUAGUGGACAGAUGAGACUUCGAGUGACUACCCUCUCCAGAAGAUGGGUUGCUGGACCUGGAACCAAACAGGACUUAAUUGCUGGGUUUGACCAAGAAGCAGCUGCUGUGGUCAUGGCACGCUUAGUUUCUUUCAAAAUGGAAACUGAGGCAGAAUUUGAUCCUAUAAGAUGGCUAGAUAAGUCAUUAAUACAUGUAUGUUCUCGCUUUGGAGAUUACCAAAAGGACAGCCCAUUGUCAUUCAGCUUAUCUCCAAGGUUGUCAAUAUUUCCUCAAUUUGUGUUUCAUUUACGGCGUUCUCAAUUUGUGCAGGUUUUCAACAACAGCCCUGAUGAGACAGCAUAUUUUAGAAUGAUAUUAAACCGGGAAAAUGUUGCUAAUUCAGUUGUGAUGAUUCAGCCUUCAUUGAUCUCUUACUCUUUUCAUUCUAGCCCAGAACCAGCUCUCCUUGACGUGGCUGCAAUUGUCUCUGAUAGGAUCUUACUUUUGGAUUCUUAUUUCACUGUUGUCGUAUUUCAUGGUUCUACUAUUGCUCAGUGGCGAAAAGCUGGAUACCAUAAUCAGCCUGAACAUGUGGCAUUUGCCCAGCUGUUGCAAGCUCCUCAAGAUGAUGCAAAUGCAAUAAUCAAAGAGAGAUUUCCAGUACCCCGUUUAGUAAUUUGCGAUCAGCAUGGCUCCCAGGCUCGUUUUAUGCUGGCAAAAUUGAAUCCUUCAUCUACAUACAGCUCUGAUAUUCCUGCUCCUGAAAGGGAAGUUCUCUUUACAGAUGAUGUGAGUUUUGAAGUCUUCUUAGAUCAUUUGCAGCGGUUAGCAGUUCAAUAGACUACCUACCUAUCUUGCUGAUCAUCUUCAGAGUUUAGCAGUUAAAUAUAGCACGACAGUACCUUCUAAAAUUUUGUAAGAUGUAGUCUGAAUUGGUUGUACAGAAAUGUGCACAUUAGCAUUUAUUUUAAAAUUGUCAUCAGCUUGUUCUUAGUUGUUUGCAAAAGCUUGUACUGAUUUUUGAAUGGUAUCAAUAAUGUGAGGUGAUCAAACACCUCAACAUGGCCUUCUUCCCUCC
Molecule: messenger RNA, 2723 nt
Organism: Diospyros lotus (date-plum)
Lineage: Eukaryota; Viridiplantae; Streptophyta; Magnoliopsida; Ericales; Ebenaceae
Product: protein transport protein SEC23-like
Exons: 12
Coding region: 197-2485 (762 amino acids)
Biological process (GO): endoplasmic reticulum to Golgi vesicle-mediated transport; COPII-coated vesicle budding; intracellular protein transport
Cellular component (GO): endoplasmic reticulum exit site; COPII vesicle coat
Molecular function (GO): zinc ion binding; GTPase activator activity
Source: RefSeq, a predicted model, not a curated record